Molecule: messenger RNA, 4802 nt
Organism: Antechinus flavipes (yellow-footed antechinus)
Lineage: Eukaryota; Metazoa; Chordata; Mammalia; Dasyuromorphia; Dasyuridae
Gene: SPMIP11
Product: testis expressed 49
Exons: 4
Coding region: 1462-1875 (137 amino acids)
Source: RefSeq, a predicted model, not a curated record
AAGAAAAAUAGCAAACCAUUCGUUAUCUUUGCAAAAAAAAAAAAAAUCAGAGAGUCAAAAUGAACUUUUUGAAAAAAGGGACUAUCUUGCUUACUGUAAUUUGUAUCUCUAAUAUUUAGCAUUCUGCCUCCCACUUGGUAAGUUUUUAGCUUGAUUUGUCUUCCUCCCUCUUAAUGCCCUCAGGCAUUCCAAAUCUAGCAAACCUUCUCAUUAACUAUUAACUAAUUCACUGGGAGAAUUAAUUUUUUUUCCCUUGAGGGAUCACAGCAUUUUCAAAAAGGAUUUUUCAUCUUCUAUAGUAGACAAAUCAACUUUGAAAUAUAUAUGAUUCAUAAAUUAAGAUUCAGCUCACAUGAUGGCUCCUCCCAGAUGCCUUUUGUCAUCACCUUAACUGGAAGUAAUUUAUAGCUUUAUUAAUGUCUUAAGUGACCCUCUGUGCUACUUGUGCAGUUUUAUUGGUAAUGGAUUUUGAUGGUGGUACCUAUUCUAAAGGUAUUUACUUUUUAAAUAGGAAACAUCCUUUGGAAAGAAAAAAAAUGGAAAACAUUCUAAAGUCAAACAGUAGACAUUUAUUAAGCAACUAUUAUGUGCUAGGCAUUAUAGAAAACACUGGGCAUCAGAAAAAAAGAGGCAAAAAACAAUCAAGACAUUUACAAUCUAAGGAAAUUCUUAAGAAAGGAAUAUUUUAUUGUGGAAUUUUUAAUUUUAGUCAGGUAGGUAAGAAAGUGUACAAUGCUUUACAAUUCCAAUGCCACCCCUGCCUAUUCAUGAAACCAGAACUGUCCUUAAUCUUCCCCAUGGCUUGGAACUUUGUUUCAUUUCUUGAGGAUCAGAACAUUUUGAGUAUCUCCUCAUUUUAUAUAGAUUUAUUCUAGCCUACUUUUUAUUACAAUUAUUUGUAAAAUUAACAUCUCUCCUUUAAGAUUACAAAUUCUUAGAAGGCAAAACCUGUGUUUUUAUUUUUGUAGAGUUUUGUAUUUGCCUUGCAAAUAGCUGGCAUUCAGUUACUUGAAUAUUUUAAGGAUCUUCAAUGUCUUUUCCCUGUAUACUCUCUCAACUCCUAAUCAGGAUUCCUUAUAAUUUUCAAAGUUGGCAUAGUAAUAUGCACACACACAUAUGUAUAUGUAUAUACAAACCUAUAAAAUCCUCUUUGUAUUCUCUAACCUACAAUUCUAAAAUUUAAAGGUAGGGGAAAGGAAUCAAUAUAAGUAACAAACUGUAUUCAAUAUCAUACUGAAGCCUCCAGCAUGAAUAACACUGAUUAGGGAGAAAAGAGAAAAGAAACAGAGAUUUAAUUUCCCUCUUUUACAGACCUGUUUACUACAUUCUAUCUUCAGUGACCUUUAAAUUCUGUCUUCCUUGGUUAGGAUUGGUCAUUACUCAGGCCAUCACCAUAGUAACCAAAAACAGAAUCCACAACUUCAAACUUGCCAUUCCACAUGUAGUUAGGAAAGAAUUGGAAUGGCAUUCUUUGGCAUAACCUUGUUGGGCUAUCAGGAUCCCUUUCUAAGCAAAAAGAAAGUAUGGGUGAAGGGAGAAGGGAAAGUGACAGAGGAAAGCUGUCCCAAGGAGUCAGUUUCUACCAAGCUGCCCCCUAUCAUCCCAGUUGGAAAUUACUGUGUGCACCAGAACAGCCAUAAAAAGUACCACAGAGCCAUCCGGAGGGUACAGUUAAAGACAUUCCACAACCAGCUCUUUGAAGCACCUCUGACAGAUGCUCAGAAUUUCAGUUUCUGGAUGCCUCAUGAACGUGGGAUACACCCACAAGAUGUUACUCCAUGGAUAAAGACUCCAAGACACUGCAUUAUCAAGAGCCCCAUAACCAGGUUUGUGGAUCAUCUGAUACUCAGUGACCGACUCUUCACUUUAUUUUGAGCUGGGGGAGCUGAAAGCAGGCCUAGGGCAUAUGCCAAAGCCUGGUAUUCCAGAAUGAAUAACCAGUGGGAUACAAAGAGCUGGGGGUUUUGUGGGGAAGAGGUUGUUGUGGGGGAGUGGGGAGGACUGGAGAAUUACUCAAAAAGCACAAAAUAAAACAUGUUGGAAUAUCAGAAUGUAUAUUUAAUUUGUGCUAGGGAUACAUCUGUUGGGAUUGUAGAGAGGGGUGAAAAUGGCUAAUACUCAUCCAAAUAGCAAUUAUAGGCAUGGACCCACACUUAACACCAUAUACCAAGAUAAGAUCAAAAUGGGUCCAUGACCUAGGCAUAAAGAACGAGAUUGUAAAUAAAUUAGAGGAACAUAGAAUAAUUUAUCUCUCAGACUUGUGGAGGAGAAAGAAAUUUGUGACCAAAGAUGAACUAGAGACCAUUACUGAUCACAAAACAGAAAAUUUUGAUUACAUCAAAUUAAAAAGCCUUUGUACAAACAAAACUAAUGCAAACAAGAUUAGAAGGGAAGCAACAAACUGGGAAAACAUCUUCACAGUUAAAGGUUCUGAUAAAGGCCUCAUUUCUAAAAUAUAUAGAGAACUGACUCAAAUUUAUAAGAAAUCAAGCCAUUCUCCAAUUGAUAAAUGGUCAAAGGAUAUGAACAGACAAUUUUCAGAGGAUGAAAUUGAAACUAUUACCACUCAUAUGAAAGAGUGUUCCAAAUCAUUAUUGAUCAGAGAAAUGCAAAUUAAGACAACUCUGAGAUACCACUACACACCUGUCAGAUUGGCUAAGAUGACAGGAAAAAAUAAUGAUGAAUGUUGGAGGGGAUGCGGGAAAACUGGGACACUGAUGCAUUGUUGGUGGAGUUGUGAACGAAUCCAACCAUUCUGGAGAGCAAUCUGGAAUUAUGCCCAAAAAAUUAUCAAAUUGUGCAUACCCUUUGAUCCAGCAGUGUUUCUAUUGGGCUUAUAUCCCAAAGAAAUACUAAAGAAGGGAAAGGGACCUGUAUGUGCCAAAAUGUUUGUAGCAGCCCUAUUUGUAGUGGCUAGAAACUGGAAAAUGAAUGGAUGCCCAUCAAUUGGAGAAUGGCUGGGUAAAUUGUGGUAUAUGAAUGUUAUGGAAUAUUAUUGUUCUGUAAGAAAUGACCAGCAGGAUGAAUACAGAGAGGACUGGCGAGAUUUACAUGAACUAAUGCUAAGUGAAAUAAGCAGAACCAGGAGAUCAUUAUACACUUCAACAACGAUAUUGAAUGAGGACAUAUUUUGAUGGAAGUGGAUUUCUUUGACAAAGAGACCUGAGUUUCAAUUGAUAAAUGACGGACAAAAGCAGCUACACCCAAAGAAAGAACACUGGGAAACGAAUGUGAACUAUCUGCAUUUUUGUUUUUCUUCCCGGGUUAUUUAUACCUUCUGAAUCCAAUUCUCCCUAUGCAACAAGAGAACUGUUCGGUUCUGCAAACAUAUAUUGUAUCUAAGAUAUACUGCAACAUAUCCAACAUAUAAAGGACUGCUUGCCAUCUAGGGGAGGGGGUGGAGGGAGGGAGGGAGAAAAAAUCGGAAAAGAAACGAGUGCAAGGGAUAAUGUUGUCAAUAUAAAGUAAUCAUUAAAUAAAAAUUUAAAAAAAAAAAAGUUUAAGAGGCAAGAGCCUAAACUCAUGCUCUUGGGAAUAAGUGGAGAGCAAAUGGAGGACCAUAUGCUCAAAGCAUGAAAGAAUACAUGUGUGAAGGGAGGGGAAAAGAACAUAACUAUGAGCACUAAAUUUCUUUCUUGGUAUUGAGGCAUCUGAAGGUGCCUAGAAUUGCUCUUUAGAGAAUACCAUAAUCCAAUAUGAGGCAAAUAAAGUAGGAGCAACAUUUCUUUUAGGGUCAGGUUACUGCUUAUCUCAGCCUUUACCCUACCAAAUGCUCCCACCCCAACUCCAGUGCCCAGAGCAGCUACAGAAUCAGCAGUUUUACAAAGUUUAAUUUUAUUGACAUUUAAAUAUAUUAAAUAUUUUAUUAAAAUACAUGUUAUAUUAUCCUCCCCAUCCCUGCUCCCCACAGUGGUUAAAUUGCAAAAAUUCAAAUCUCAAUGUCUUCUACCUUUCCCCUCAAACCUCUCUUUGAAAUAGAAGACAGGGAGAUGGCACAAAGGGAAAAGGGGCCCACUAACAUUAGGGGUAUCAGGAACAGAUGGACCCCCCAAUCAAUCUCUGGACAAUAAAUAGGGACAGCUGGGUCCCCUCAGAGUUCCCCUACUCUGCCUAGAUUUCUAGGUUGGGAACGCUUGACCACAGACACCCUCUUGUCCCCCAAUCCCACAUGGUUUCCAAUUAUAGGAAUUCCCUUCUGAUAUUUUUUGUAGUGUAUCCAUGAUUGUUCAUAAAUAGGGGGAAAUUCCAACAAGGAAAUUCCCUCUCCUAAGGUAAUCAACACUGCUCUGCUGCUUAAGAUUGUAAGAGAGUUGCCUAGAAGUACUGACAAUUGUUAAGUCACCUGCCCAGGUUCAUAAAAGCGUCAUAUGGGACUUGAAUUAGGAUUCAAGCCUUCCUGAUUUAUAGGCCAAUUUUCUUUCCAUUAUGCCAUAUUUCCUCUCUUCUCAUGGGACUGUUGUAAUUUCCUGUUUGGGCCUGACAAUCAGCAAAAUUUGAGUCAGGGGAAAAGUACCAAGUGCCCAAGUCUAGAUACAGAUACUUAAAUCUGCCCAUAGUAAGGUAUCUGAAAAGGAAGCACAAGUAGUACUAAAAUGAGCCUAACAAUAAAGUAGCUUGGAACAAAACAGCAUGAAGACCUUCUCUUGCUCCCUAAUUUCUGGCUACCCAAAGGACCUUCAUCUUUUACUUUGCAGUUACCAUAUAUGUUAUUUGAAGGGUUCAGAUAGAAAAACCAAGGUACCAACUAGCAAAGGCCAGAGGCAUAAAGAUUGGAAGAGAAGAAGAGGGAAGCAGGAAGAAAA